CCUUCUUCUUCCCUCGCUUCGCCCCCGAACCCUGGCUGGAUCAGGAUCAGGAUCACGAUCGAGCUGUUCGCACUUCCUCAUCCAUACUCGCAUGUACAAGUGCCCGCCCGGCCGCUUGGCAUCGACAGGCAAGAUGGCAAAGUCAGCACUCUAUACCCUCCUUUUCUUUCUCUUCCUCGUGCCACACCUCUCCACGGCGCUUCAGGUCACGCCGAACUCGCCUUGUGCCUCGGUAUGCCAGGACUUGCGUGGUCUCGACCCUUCGGAUCCGGACUCCUCCACGACGAGGAACUCGGACAUUACCUGCGAAGAUGCCGACUACUCGAGCGCUGCCGGCACCAAGUUCAAGAAGUGCAUGACCUGCCUGCAAACUAGCACAUUCUCCCAGGACGGCGAGAGUGAUACCAUGUGGUUCCUCUGUAUGUCUAGACGCCUUUCUUUCGCCCCUGACUGGCCAAACGGGGAGAAAUCGACGCUAACACUUCUCCUGCUAAAACCGAAAGACAAUCUGAGGUACACGGCCGCCUACUGUGUCUUUGGUUAUCCCAACGCCACCAACUUCUCGCCCACGCCAUGCACCACUAGGACCGCCUGCGGCGACCUCGAGGCCAACAUGCGCCACGGCAUCCCGAACCCCAAGGGUACCACCGCCUACUCGUACUGCCACGCGGGCGACGGCAACGCAAUGGACUUCUCCCACUUCGAGAGCUGCAUCGCUUGCACCUCCGCCCUCGGGACCACCGACUACCUGGCCAACUACUUUGCCGCCCUCGGAGUCGCCUGCCAGCAGCAGCCCGCCCCGGGCACACUGCUCAGUCUGAACGAUACCAUAUUUGCCCACACCCCGAUUGGCCCGGGGAACGAUGACGACGACAGAGGCUCGGGGUUGGCGACCCCGGCCGUCGUCGGCAUCGUUGCCGGCGUCCUGGCCUUUCUUCUCCUAAGCGCCGGCAUGACCCUCGUUUGCCUGCGCAAGAGGAGGAAGCAGUAUCUCCGAGCGGGCGCCGAUGCGGGCUACAACAACUUCUCUCACCACCGCCACCACUCGUCCAUGUCCUUCCAGUGCCAGACCCACAUGCUAUCUCCGCGUUUCUGGUCCGCUGUCGCCGAGGACGGCGUCCCGACCCCGAUGACCGAGAACUUCGGCGCCGUCCCUGCCAUAUGGACACCACACCACCCCGAUGACAGCUACAUCUACCACCACCAACACCACUACCAAGACGACACCACCACCACCACCACCACCACCUUCACUCCGGCCCCCAACAACAAGAGUAGCAGUAGCAGCACCAUCAGCCGGAGCAGCAGCAUCAGGAAACCCGCCCAGCUGCAAAUCACAACCACCACACCGCCCACCCCGCCUCCUCAGGCCUACUACUCCUCCCCUUCCUCCUCCCCUGAGAAGGUCUACCACUACUCACCCUCCGACUUCCGGUCCCCUCUCUCCGCCGACACCGUCACCAGGGCCUCCGCCCUCCUGCCUCCGUACCCAUCCCACUCUCCCGUCGCGGCGCCCCCCGUCCCGGCCGAGCGCCACAGCGGCGGCCGCCACGGUUCUGGGUCUGGGCUGGGGUCUGGGUUCCCGCUGCGGCUGGGGAGGAAGAGCCCCAAGAUAGGCAGCGGCGGCGGCGGCGGCGGCUGGGGCGGCGGCAAGGGUGUCGUGGUGAGCGGGUCGUCGGGGAGCCCCGUCGAGUCGCGCACGAUUCAGACUACGUUUGCCGCGCCGCCCAAGCGGUAAUCUUUCUUCCUUUUCUUUUCUUUUCUUUUUUUUCUCGUUUUAUUAGCCAGCCCUCCCUCGCUGGCGCUUUUGUGGGAUACUAUUGCUAUGCAUAAUAAGCGAGGGGGACCGAGAUGGUAGCAGGAAAACAUUGGAUAGGAUACCCCUUGCUUGUCUUUAGGCUGCUUUUCUUCUUAAAUAGCUGGAGCCGCUAGUCUUCUCUUUGUUGG
Molecule: messenger RNA, 1947 nt
Organism: Thermothelomyces thermophilus ATCC 42464
Lineage: Eukaryota; Fungi; Ascomycota; Sordariomycetes; Sordariales; Chaetomiaceae
Exons: 2
Coding region: 134-1738 (534 amino acids)
Source: RefSeq, a predicted model, not a curated record